Messenger RNA from Exophiala mesophila, 2641 nucleotides. RefSeq names its product hsp75-like protein. Gene Ontology annotation, biological process: cellular response to unfolded protein; vesicle-mediated transport; protein refolding. The record is from RefSeq and is a predicted model, not a curated record. Gene Ontology annotation, molecular function: ATP-dependent protein folding chaperone; heat shock protein binding; misfolded protein binding. Gene Ontology annotation, cellular component: cytosol; nucleus; cytoplasm. Lineage: Eukaryota; Fungi; Ascomycota; Eurotiomycetes; Chaetothyriales; Herpotrichiellaceae. Bases 134 to 1978 code for a protein of 614 amino acids. The transcript has 9 exons.
AUUUGCUUUGCUGCAUCGAGAGUCGCUCGCCGCAUCCUCGUCCAUCUCUUCCCUGCGACUUACCGACCUUUUUCUGUCCCCCCAUCUUAUCGCAACCUCGUCCAAGAAAUUCUUUUUGUGACAUCUCAUCACUAUGGCGGACGAAGUUUAUGACGGUGCCAUCGGCAUCGAUUUGGGAACCACCUACUCUUGCGUCGCCAACUACGAUGGUAACAAUGUCGAAAUCAUCGCCAACGAGCAGGGUAGCUUUACCACUCCCUCGUUUGUUUCCUUCACCGAAGAGGAGCGUCUCAUCGGAGAGGCUGCAAAGAAUCAGGCUGCCAUGAACCCAGCCAACACCGUCUUCGAUGUCAAGCGUCUGAUCGGUCGCCGAUUCGAUGACCCCACCGUCAAGAAGGAUAUUGAGUCGUGGCCAUUCAAGAUUGUCGACCAAGGUGGAAACCCCAUGGUCCAGGUCGAAUACCUCAAGGAGACCAAGGUCUUCUCGCCACAGGAGAUCUCCUCCAUGGUUCUUACAAAGAUGAAGGAAGUUGCCGAGACAAAACUCGGCAAGAAGGUCGAGAAGGCUGUCGUCACAGUCCCAGCCUACUUCAACGACAACCAGCGACAAGCCACCAAGGAUGCUGGUGCCAUCGCUGGUCUCAACGUGCUCCGUAUCAUCAACGAGCCUACCGCCGCUGCCAUCGCUUAUGGUCUCGGAUCCGGAAAGACCGACAAGGAGCGAAACGUCCUCAUCUACGAUCUUGGUGGUGGUACUUUCGAUGUCUCCCUCUUGAACAUUCAGGGUGGUGUUUUCACCGUCAAGGCCACCGCAGGUGAUACCCAUUUGGGUGGUCAGGACUUCGACACCAACCUUCUGGAACAUUUCAAGAAGGAGUUCACCAGAAAGACCAAGAAGGAUCUUUCUGGCGAUGCCCGUGCCCUUCGAAGACUCAGAACUGCCUGCGAGCGUGCCAAGCGAACUCUGUCCAACGGUACUCAAACCACCGUCGAGAUUGACUCUCUGUUCGAUGGCGAGGACUUCAACGCCCAGAUCACCCGUGCUCGUUUCGAGGAUCUCAACGCUAAGGCCUUCAGCGGCACCAUCGACCCUGUCCAACAGGUCCUCAAGGAUGCUGGCAUCGACAAGUCAAAGGUCGAUGAGAUCGUCUUGGUCGGUGGCUCCACUAGAAUUCCCCGUAUCCAGAAGCUGCUGAGCGAUUUCUUCAACGGAAAGAAGCUCGAGAAGAGCAUCAACCCUGAUGAGGCCGUCGCAUACGGUGCUGCUGUCCAGGCCGGUAUCCUCUCUGGCAAGGCUACCUCCUCCGACACUGCCGACCUUCUCCUCCUCGAUGUUGUUCCUCUUUCCCUCGGUGUCGCCAUGGAGGGCAACAUUUUUGCUCCUGUCGUUCCCCGUGGCAGCACUGUGCCCACCCUCAAGAAGAGAACCUUCACUACCGUGCAAGAUCAACAGAGCUCAGUCGUUUUCCCUGUUUACCAAGGUGAACGCACAAAUUGCGAGGACAACACAAGCUUGGGCGAGUUUACUCUGGCCCCUAUCCCCCCUCUCAGAGCUGGUGAGGCUGCUCUUGAAUGCGUGUUUGAGGUCGACGUCAACGGCAUUCUCAAAGUUACCGCCACCGAGAAGUCCACUGGUCGUUCUGCCAACAUCACCAUUUCCAACGCUGUUGGCAAGCUCUCCACUGCUGAGAUUGAGAAGAUGGUCGAAGAUGCUUCGAAAUUCAAGACCUCUGAUGAGGCCUUCACCAAGAAGUUCGAAGCCAAGCAGCAACUCGAGUCAUACAUUGGCCGUGUUGAGGAGCUGAUCAACGACCCUGGUUUGUCAAUGAAGAUGAAGCGUGGCAACAAGACCAAGAUCGAGGAGGCUCUCAGCGAGGCCAUGCAACAACUCGAACUCGAGGACUCGACACCCGAUGACCUCAAGAAGAAGGAGCUGGCUCUCAAGCGUGCCAUGACCAAGGCCAUGGCCACCCGAUAAACAUCUCUGACGUCUUCUAAGAUUGCCCACGCCUCUUGACUCAACCAACCAACCUCCCACCUUCAAAAUUGCCAGACUUGUACUGCUUGUCACCAGUCCACCAGUUCAUUUUGGAAGAUUGAGACACGCAAUCACAACCACACACGUCGUCGUUCACGAAUCGGGUUAUGCCAAUGCAAUGCAUCAGUUAGCAUCAUUCCAUCUGUGGUCGGCGUCAUUUUCGGAUACACAUCAUCUUUCACCCAAGGCGUGGUCCAUCAAGUACCCCCGAAAAGUUUUGGGGAGAUUGUUUCUGAUGUAGAUAAGCGGCAACAAUUUCCCGCAAUGAUGUGUAGCCGAAUGAAUACUCUUUGUUGUUUCUAGUAUGGAUCUUUUGUCUGUGGUCCGUCUCAAUCGUUUAUCUUGGUAUGAUUAUCUUGUAAAAGCGUUGGGAGGGUACUUCGAGUGAUAGUGCCAUUUGUCCAGUAAAGCCUAUCUUACACGAUGCCACUUGGGUCCUACAUCCAACAGGGCCACUGUUCGCCGAAGGAGAAAGAGGUGCUUCUGAGGAUAGCAUUGACGUGGUCGAUGUCCUUUCAAGAGAGAGAAUCAAAGUACCCAAUGAAGGAAACACGAUGCGAGGCAGGUCAACAGACGAUCAGGAGCAGGUAGUUACAAUGAUUU